AUGGCUGCAAGGACCAUCGUCAUUGACCACGGGUCUGGCUAUGUGAAGUCUGGCUUCUCUGGCUGGAAUGAGCCCCAGAUGGUCCAUCCGAACAUCGUGAACUACAGGCCGUGCAGGGAGAAUCCUGGCCCCAGCUCCGCCCGGCGGGUGGUGGGUCUCGGCAUCGAUAUCUUCCAUCCUGACACCUUUAGCUACCCCAUCCAGCGCGGCCGUGUCCUCAACUGGGAGGGCGUGGAGCACAUAUGGUCCUUUGUCCUGGAGAACCACAAAAAGGGAUGUGAGAGCUCCCCUGUAUUGGUCACUGAGUCCCCCCUGAGGAGGCCUGUGGACCGAAAGAAGACCCUGGAGAUCAUGUUUGAGUCACUGUGUGUCCCGUCCCUACUCCUGGCUGACCAGCUGGAGAUGUCUCUGUAUGCCUCUGGCCUCCUGACAGGCGUGGUGGUGGAUUCUGGCUUCGGCCUCACCCGAGUGCAGCCUUUCAACCUGGGCCAGCCCUUACGGGAGGGCCGUAAGGUGCUGGAGUUCGCCGGCCAGGACCUCUCCACCUAUCUCAAACAGACCCUCUUUCCGGAAUUGUCCGAUAUACCCACCGUGUUUCGGAUGCAGAUGGCGGACAGGAUUCAGAUGAACCAAUGCUACACGCCACAGAAUCUUGGGGAGGCAAUAGACUUCCUUCAGAACCUGCCACCUGGCUCUGAUGAAAACAACACCUAUCAGCUCCCGGACGGUACCUCCAUGGAGCUGACCCCCAUGCAGCGCCUGGCCCCCGAGAUGUUCUUCAACCCCGAGGUGUUCGACCUGAAAUCGCCCAGCCUCUCUCAGGCUCUCGUGGGUUCCAUCAAGACGUGUGAGGACUCCCUGCAGCCCCGGCUCCUCUCCCACGUGAUAGCCUGCGGGGGCAACACCAUGUACAGUGGCUUUGACGAGCGCCUGAGGCAGGAGUUGUCCAGACUUCAUCCCUCCGGCUUCACAGCCUCGGUGUGUGUCGAUUCCAGAAGAAAAUGUAGUGUCUGGCUGGGAGCAUCUAUUGUGGCUCAUCUGUCGACUUACAAGUCUGAGUGGAUAACCAAGGUGGAGUACGAUGAGAGCUAGAGGCUGUGUGACCUGUCAGCUUAUGCGGAGCACCUGGCUCUCACCAGAUGGACGUGGGUGGAUUCGUUUCAGUGAGAGGGUCUGGGCAGGGGUGGGGUUGCCUGGCGCUGGAAUUCUGAACUCAUGGAGGACUUUUUAAGUGUUGGGGUUUUAUCUUGUUUCAAAAAUGGGAGCCAACCCAUGGGAGGACAGGGUGUCAUCCCUGGACACCCUCCAGGGGACAGUUUUUCCAGGGGUGGUCUGUUAUUAGGAGGGGAGUGGCCAGCUGCCAGAUCUCCCUACCUAAUAGCCACUUACUGUUCACUGGCAUCUCAGUUGGGUUGUCCAUUCUUUUAGGAGAGCAGGUUUUAACUGGGGCAAGAGAGGGUUCUUACUGAGUAGGGCAGUGGGAGGGUAAGUCUGGGGAGAGCUGAAGUUUCUAGUCCUCCACACUCUGGCCAGGGAAGAGUGCCCUUCCCGCGUGGCAGGGGUCUUGUUUUAUAUAUGCAAAUAAACCACUUGUUUGGAGCAA
Phyllostomus hastatus (greater spear-nosed bat) is the source of this 1603-nucleotide messenger RNA. RefSeq names its product actin like 8 (gene ACTL8). Lineage: Eukaryota; Metazoa; Chordata; Mammalia; Chiroptera; Phyllostomidae. Gene Ontology annotation, biological process: skeletal muscle thin filament assembly. The record is from RefSeq and is a predicted model, not a curated record. Bases 1 to 1092 code for a protein of 363 amino acids. Gene Ontology annotation, cellular component: actin filament; stress fiber; striated muscle thin filament. The transcript is spliced from 2 exons.